Messenger RNA from Plasmodium coatneyi, 1530 nucleotides. Its product is annotated as GTPase activator protein. Bases 1 to 1530 code for a protein of 509 amino acids. The transcript is spliced from 2 exons. The record is from RefSeq and is a predicted model, not a curated record. NCBI's taxonomy places the organism in Eukaryota, Apicomplexa, Aconoidasida, Haemosporida, Plasmodiidae.
AUGCAAGCAAACGACGACGUUCGAAACUUCGCGGCGGACAUCCAGAAAAUCAGAACAUGGAACCGCAUAUAUGAGAAGAAGAUGGAGCUGUUUCACUUGAAGAAGUUAAUUCGGCAAGAAAUGGCAGCAGCGUCAGCGGAAAGCGCGAAACAAACGGAAAGCACAGAAGGAAGAGGCAAAACGGACGGGACAGACUUCAAUAAAAACCGCAACGAAACGACGCCGACCAGUGUCAACGCAGGUAAAAGCAAACUGUCCUUUUUUCUGACCGCCCCCUUAUCGUACGAUAACUAUUUUAAUUUGAAAAAAACUGAAAAGAAUGGCACGACAGUGUGUAGGAAGGAAAGGGGAAAACUUCUAACCACAAAGGAGUGUGCGCUGCCUGCAAAGGGUGAUCAUGGUGCACGCAAAGAGAGUGGCAAUAGAAGGGAAAAAUGCUUAUCCAGUGGGGGAUUUUAUGCCAACGGGGGAAUGAAUACAAAUGGUGAAGAAAACGUUCCCGCGAAGAGUGAUCAGAAGGAUGACAAACCAAAUGGCAAAAACGCCCAGUGGGAGAAAACUACACUCUCUCUUGAAAAAAAGAAAAAUUAUUUUACCUGCAUGAGCAAGUAUCUUGAUGGUUACAUAAAGGAGCAGGUAAAGAAAGGAGUGCCCGAUCAUUUGAGAGGAUUCGUAUGGCAGAUAUUAGUACAGUCAUAUGAAUACAAAAAGGACAAUAAUGUCACAGAAAAAAAUCAUGCAAAAGAGAAAGGUAGUAAUACCUACCAAUAUUACCUGAGCAUAAGUAACCAAUACGAAACGGCAAUCAAAAAAGACAUGAACAGGACAUACCCCAAGCACAUUUUAUUUAAAAAUAAUUAUGAACAAGGUCAGCAAAUACUUUUUAAUAUUCUAAAGGCUUACAGUAAUUAUAACAAAAGUUUGGGUUACUGUCAAGGGAUGGCAUUUAUUGUGGCGACCUUUAUUCUUUACAUGAAUGAAGAGGAUGCUUUCUACAUGUUGGUAGGUUUGAUUGAGAAGUACCAUUUGAAUGACCUCUUCUCUUCGGAUAUGUCCUUGCUAAAUGAGGAUCUGUUCAUCCUAGACCAACUGCUGCUUUUGUUUUUUCCUAGGAUAUACUUCCAUCUGAGGAAGGAAAACGUACACUCGAGCAUGUUUGCCUCUCAGUGGUUUGUCACUCUGUUCUCCUACAGCAUUAGCAUCAUCUACGUAGUUAGGAUUUGGGACUUUUUUUUCAUUUAUGGUCACUCCUUUUUAUUUAAAGUGGCCCUGGCGUAUUUUAAGCUGCAGGAGGACGCCAUUCUGAGGGAAUCGUUUGAGGGGAUUCUGAACAGGUUGAAGGUCCUGUCCAGGCACGUGGAGUUGGACCUUCUGAUUGACACGGCUCUGGGGCUGGACCUACCCCAAGGAACAAUUGCACGUCUCUCUGCAGAAUACCGUGCGGGUAGCGGCAAAAUGGUCCAGAAAGUCGUCAGAGAAUUCAUCGACGGGAAGAUGGAACUCUUUCAUAAAGAAGGAGAUGAACUCUGA